This is a messenger RNA of Penicillium taxi, 2004 nucleotides long. Its product is annotated as DNA-directed DNA polymerase eta. Lineage: Eukaryota; Fungi; Ascomycota; Eurotiomycetes; Eurotiales; Aspergillaceae. Bases 1 to 2004 code for a protein of 667 amino acids. The record is from RefSeq and is a predicted model, not a curated record. The transcript has a single exon. Gene Ontology annotation, molecular function: damaged DNA binding; DNA-directed DNA polymerase activity. Gene Ontology annotation, cellular component: replication fork; nucleus; site of double-strand break. Gene Ontology annotation, biological process: error-prone translesion synthesis; response to radiation.
AUGUCAUCUGCAGAUCCACUCAAACAGUUCCAAGAUACCGUAAAACGCUCCCGCUACACUUACCGCCAGUUCCAACUGCUACGUCAAGGCUCAACGACCUCUCCUCUCCGCGCUAUAGCACACAUCGACCUCGAUGCCUUCUACGCACAAUGUGAGAUGGUGCGGCUGGGAUCGCCUCGAGAUGCGCCCCUCGCAGUGCGUCAGUGGGAUUCGUUGAUUGCGGUCAACUACGCCGCCCGGUCUUAUGGAAUCACCAGAAUGGUGAAUUGUGCCGAAGCUCGCAAAUUGUGUCCGCAUAUCAUUCUGCAGCAUGUGGCAACAUUCAGAGAAGGGGAAGGCGGCCGGUGGGCGUAUCGUGAUGAUUCAUUCAGAAACAUCAUGACCGACAAGGUUUCUCUGGACCCGUACAGAGCUGAAUCGCGAAAGAUUAUCCAGACGAUGAAGGAGGAGUUGAAGCGGUGGUCCAUGAAUGACUCAGACGAGGAAAUCAAUCAUCUUACUCAAGGAAUAUCUGCUGGGCUGGAGAAAGCUGGUAUCGACGAAGUCUUUGUUGAUUUAUCUCCGCUGGUCUACCGUGUUCUACUGCAGAGAUACCCUGAACUCCGAACAAUCGCUGAUAAUGAGAACCGAGAUGCCGAGCUUCCUUGUCCACCCAGCACUGCCCUAGAAUGGGUACCUGAAGAUUUUCUGAUAGACCUAGUUCCAGAACGAGAAGAAGAUGAUCCCGACUGGGAUGAUAUUGUCAUGCUGGUAGCGGCAGAGAUAGUCAGGUCAAUAAGGAAGUCAGUAUGGGAUAAACUCCACUACACCUGCUCUGCUGGUGUUGCUCGCAACAAAAUGAUGGCAAAGUUGGGAAGUGCCUGCAACAAACCAGACAAACAGACGGUGGUACGGACCCGAGCAAUCCAAAAAUUCCUGGGUGGCUACAAGUUCACCCAAAUCCGGAUGCUAGGAGGCAAACUGGGUGAUCAAAUCACUUCGUUAUUUGGGACUGAACAAGUCAGUGAUCUUCUCAAUGUGACCCUCGAGCAGCUACGUGCCAAACUCGAUGAUCACACAGCGACUUGGCUUUAUGGAAUUAUCAGGGGAGAAGACAGAAGCGAAAUCAACCCUCGAACGCAAAUCAAGUCCAUGCUCUCUGCCAAGUCCUUUCGUCCGAGUAUCAACUCGGUGAAUCAGGCAGAAAGGUGGCUACAGAUCUUUGCAGCCGAUAUACACGGUCGCCUAGUAGUGGAUGGCGUGCUUGAAAAUAGACGUCGCCCUAAGGUGAUCACUCUGCACCACCGGAUCGUGCAACACCAAGCUCGAUCUCGUUCAAUGCCCAUCCCUGCUUCGAAUUCAAUCGACGAAAAUUUAUUACAUGAACUUGCUCAAUCUUUACUUCGUCAGGUAGUGGCCGAUGGAAACGCGUGGCCCUGUUCCAACCUAUCACUCAGUGUUGGAAACUUUGAUGAUGGCGUAAGCAAAAAUCGGGCGAUUGAAGGAUUCUUACUCCGGGGCGACCAGGCAAAAUCCUUGAGCCAUGCGCCAAGGCUUCGUGAGACCGAUAGUGACGGUCCGGCUGAACAGCCAGAGAAAAAGAGGAAGACUAAUGAGGGCAUCAAGCGUUUCUUCUCACAACCACUUCAACCUGAUAUUUUGGAGGCACCGGGAGAGAGCCCACAGACACAGUCAGAAACAAAACCACAGUCAGAACAACAAACUGAAGCCUUGGCCAAUGACUUCGCUGGUGCCUUUGAAGAAUCGGACAAUGGUGCAUUACCCUAUUACACUUGCACCCGAUGCUCUAAAUCUAUACCCGAGCUAGACAUAGAAGAGCACGAUGAUUGGCAUUUUGCCAAAGACUUACAAAUUCAGGACCAACAAGAAGUUAGGUAUGCCCAACAGCAGCAGCAGCAGCAACGUGGGGUCAGCAACACCAGAGGAUCUAGUACUCGUGGCAGAGGGGGUCGGAGAGGUCGUGGUAAGCCAGAGAAAGGACAGAGGCGACUAGCAUUCCAAUAG